CUGCACCUUUCGCACAACCUUCAUCCGACAACUCAAAAAUUAGAGUCGCCCGACUACUGUGGACAGCGCAUCACAUCGUCUCCAAGGUGAGUCAUUGAUAUUUAUCCCAUUUAUAUGCAAAGCAGAUCGGUCCAUGCCAGCGCAGAUCACUAUCGAUACCGGAUUUCUAAGAGCGUCAGGGCAGGGUGGUGGUCAAAACUCAUUUUCAUCCUGAAUCGAUUUUGAGCUGAGAGUCGCACAACGCAAAGCUGCAUCUUUUCAUUCGUGCCUUUUAGUCUCACAAACUUCACAUCUCACCCUUCAUCAACCCAGCUCUAGGAAUAAGGCUUACAAGUGUUUCAGACUUCCAAUAUCGAGAAAUAUCACGUGAUACUCUUGCUCUAUUCACCGCGGCCUUGUUUAUUUAAUCAUCUAAAGUGGAACAAGAGGGCAGUCGCUCGAUUUGUCAGUCUACUGUAAACUGAAGCUACCUUAAUCUUCAGAAUGGCGAAAGACAAAAAAGGCAAAUCCGAAGGCAAAAAAGCCAAACUCGCUGAAAAGAAAGCAAAACAAGAAAAGAAAGGCGAAAAGAAAGAGAAGAUCCGGGCCUCAAAAUCAGCUGGCAACGACUCAGACGCAGAGGAUAUAGGUAAGUACCCAGAUUCUGGUGAAUCAACUAUCCUAGAAAAAUGUACAAUCAUGAAUACUUCUUCGAUCCCCAAAUCUUCUACCACAAAACCCAUACUAAUCCAACCCGCCAUCUAGACCUCGACGCAGUUCUAGCAGAAUACGCCCUAAAGCAAGCCCAAUUCCUCAAAGUCACCGAAACCCCUUGUGACCCGCCUCGAGCCCGCGCCUCAUCAACACUCCUAGCCUCUCCCUCAAAUGAGAACGAACUAUUCCUGUUCGGAGGCGAGUUCUUCAACGGUGCUCUGGCAACCUUCUUCAAUGAUCUCUAUGUCUACAUGAUCAACAGAGACGAAUGGAGGGUCAUCACAUCACCCAACACGCCUUUGCCGAGGAGUGGCCAUGCGUGGUGUAGAGGUGGCAACGCGGGGGGGAUUUAUCUCUUCGGUGGCGAGUUUAGUAGUCCUAAACAGGGAACUUUCUAUCAUUAUAAUGAUUUCUGGCGACUUGAGCCCGCGACAAGAGAAUGGACUCGGCUAGAAACCAAAGGAAAAUCUCCACCCGCCCGAAGUGGCCACCGAAUGACCUACUAUAAGAACUACGUUAUCCUUUUCGGAGGUUUCCAAGAUACCUCUCUAUCAACCAAGUACCUGGCCGACCUCUGGGUCUACGACACCCAAAACUUCGUCUGGUAUAACCCCGCUAUUCCAUUAGCAACGCAAAAACCAGACGCUAGAUCGUCAUUCUCGUUCUUACCACACGAACAAGGUGCGGUUCUGUAUGGAGGGUACUCGCGUGUGAAAUCAACCGUGACGGGGAAACAGAUGAAAGGCGGUGGUCAGGCGUCAAGGAAUGUUUUAAAGCCUAUGAUUCAUCUCGAUUGUUUUUACUUGAGGGUUGUGCAGCCUGCUGCUGAUGCGCCACCAAAUACACCACCUACUGUUCGCUGGGAACGUAGAAAACGAGCUGCCAAUGCACCGAAUCCUGCGCGGGCAGGUGCUACCAUGGCCCAUCAUAAAGGACGAGGGAUCCAGUUCGGCGGAGUGUAUGAUGUGGAAGAAAGCGAGGAGGGGAUAGAUAGCGAGUUUUUCAACCAACUAUUCGCGUGGAACAUUGAGAGAAAUCGAUAUUUCCCUCUCGCUUUGCGAAAACCACGACUCAACCAAAAGGCUCAAAAUUCCCGCGGUGGGAGAAGAGGGAGAGGACAAGCGAAUGAAGAUGAACUCCUUCGCAAUCUGGCAGCGUUAGAAACAGGCAAAAGUCUUGCGGACGCCGAAGACAUGGAACUCGACCGACCCAAGGAAGACGAGGCUAGCGAGCUUCCUCAGAAAGAGGUUCUCAUGGAGUUUCCGCAUGUGAGAUUCAAUGCCCAACUCACAGUCCAAGACGACGUCCUCUACAUCUACGGCGGCACCUUCGAGAAAGGCGAUCGCGAAUUCACAUUCGACGAGAUGUACUCCAUCGACCUAGGGAAACUCGACGGAUGUAAACAAAUCUUCCGUCGGGAACCCGAGAACUGGUUCGGCAGCGAAGACGGGGAGAGCUCCGAGGACGAAGACGACGAAGACGAAGACGACUCGGAAGAAGACGAAGAAGGCGACAUCCAAAUGUCCGAACCCAGUAAACCCCUCUUCACAGAAUCCAAACGAAAAUCCAAACGCAACCCGUCUAUCUCCGACAUCACUUCCCCGCCGGAAACCCCAACCUCCUCCGUCUUCGACGAUACACCAACCGAGGAUUCAGCCAUGGAACCAGAUGACAACCUCCCCCACCCGCGCCCCUUCGAGUCCCGCCGCGAGUUCUUCGUCCGCACGACGAAUGAAUGGCAGGAACUCCUUAUGACGGCUCUGCGAUGGAAGGGGGUCCAACCUGAGACGUUGAGUGUGAAGGAGAUUAAGACGAGGGCUUUUGAGAUGAGUGAGGAGAAGUGGUGGGAUUGCAGGGAGGAGAUCACGAGGUUGGAGGAUGAGCAGGAUGCUGCGGGGAUUGGCGAGGUGGUUAGGCUGGAGGAUAGGGAGGGUGCUGGGGGUGGGGUGGGGAGGAGGAGGUNCGAGGUUGGAGGAUGA
Messenger RNA from Hymenoscyphus albidus, 2672 nucleotides. NCBI's taxonomy places the organism in Eukaryota, Fungi, Ascomycota, Leotiomycetes, Helotiales, Helotiaceae. The record is from the annotation of a GenBank genome assembly.